UUCUCUAAAACACUCUCGCGACUUAGAUGACACGAGAUUUUACACCACAUGUUCUGAAAGUCAAGAUACCGGCUAAUAAAAGAAAAUCUGACCAUGGAUCCUAAAAAAAUGGGAGAAGCUCUUGGCCGCAUGAAAGGCGGUGGAGGCAAAUUUGCAGGAGCUGGUUUAGGCCUCUUAGCAGCCGCUGGGGGCUUAUUUGGAAUUGCAAAUUCAUUUUACACUGUUGAUGGAGGUCAUAGGUCCAUUAUUUUUAGCAGAAUUGGUGGAGUACAGAAACAAAUAUAUCCAGAAGGAUUACACUUUAGAGUACCAUGGUUUCAUUACCCCAUUAUAUAUGAUAUCAGAGCAAAGCCAAAGAAACUAACUUCACCAACAGGAAGUAAAGAUUUACAGAUGGUGAACAUAACUUUAAGAGUUUUAUACAGACCAGACCAGAAAUUCCUGCCAGAAAUCUAUAGGCAACUGGGUUUGGACUAUGAUGAAAGAGUAUUGCCAUCAAUUUGUAAUGAAGUUUUAAAAUCAGUUGUAGCUAAAUUCAAUGCUUCACAAUUAAUCACACAGCGCCAACAAGUCAGUUUACUAAUCAGACGAGAAUUAAAAGAGAGAGCACAGGACUUUUACAUGAUCUUAGAUGAUGUAUCAAUCACAGAAUUAAGUUUUGGUAAAGAAUACACCGCUGCUGUAGAAUCUAAACAGGUAGCACAACAAGAGGCUCAGAGAGCUCAGUUCGUUGUAGAGAAAGCCAAACAAGAAAGACAGCAGAAAGUUGUACAAGCCUCUGGAGAAGCUGAAGCAGCUAAACUUAUUGGUGAGGCUAUUUCCAUAAAUCCUGGAUACUUGAAGUUAAGAAAAAUCAGAGCAUCACAGAGUAUAUCUAGAACGCUUGCCCAGUCACAGAACCGUGUGUACUUGACUGCCAACAACUUGAUGUUAAACAUUACUGACAAAGACUUUGAUUCUAUGCUGGAACAGUAUAAAACCAAGAAAUAGUGUCUGAACUUUGUAGACUUUGUCUGAACUGUGCUGGAAAUUAUUAUAAAAUUUGUAGGACUUACCUACAACAAACAAUAUCACAGAGAUAUAAGAACAAAUAAAUUCACCUUUUAUAAAGUUUUGUAAAUUGACAUCCCUGUAAGCAUUGUAACAGUGUGUUGAACAAAACUUCAAUGAAAAUUAAGAUGUGAAUUUUGAAAAUGAAGAAAAACCUGUAAGUAACCCUACAAAUAAAUAUGUGGGUUUUUUUGUGGAUAUAUUUAUCAUGUUUAUAGAUUUAUUAAAUCAAAAAUUGUGGAAAAAAUUGUU
Mytilus trossulus (common blue mussel) is the source of this 1302-nucleotide messenger RNA. Its product is annotated as prohibitin-2-like. The record is from RefSeq and is a predicted model, not a curated record. Bases 94 to 990 code for a protein of 298 amino acids. The transcript has 7 exons. Gene Ontology annotation, biological process: mitochondrion organization. Lineage: Eukaryota; Metazoa; Mollusca; Bivalvia; Mytilida; Mytilidae. Gene Ontology annotation, cellular component: membrane; mitochondrion.